AUGUCGACAUCAUCGACUCUGGCCUCCGGCCCGGAACCCAUACAAGCGCAGCUCCUUCCAUCUCGGCCUUCUGCUUCUAUCGACCACCGAUUCUAUCCUCACAUCAUUGACAACAUCUUCUCGUAUCUGCCUUAUCCAGGUCUGAUCAUUUGCACGCAAGUGUGCCGAGAAUGGAGGGAGAAAGCGAAGCCUUUCUUUAAGCACAUUGCGAUCUUCGAGCAUGGCGCUGGUGGCCACAAUCGAACCGUGGUCAGAAGCCGCGACCUCAGCUUUCCCGGUAUGUCUGCUGUCUUGCUGUAUGACGCCUUCCCGGGUGCGGACGGUGUUUUCUCACCUGCUAGAGUCAAGAACUCAGGUGCAUUGCGAGAACGCACCACAAUCGAUGGCUACUUCAGCAUUUCGGAGCUUCCUCAAGCACGCGGUCCAAGAUCUCAGUGGCCAACGGUGUUUUACCGGCUGCUCAAUCCAUCGAUUCGCGACCGGGAUUUUUCAGACUUUCUGAGCUGUUGCUUCGACGGGGACGACGUUGUUCGCUUCGCUGAUUUCUCCCAAGGAAACUUCCUCUUGGCAGGCCAAUGUCCAGAGGCGCCGACGACGCUAGCCCUCACUAUCGACUGCUACACGAACCCGAGCAUGCCCUGUGCGGAUACAUUUUCCGGACUGGAUAGUCUGAGGGACGACUUCAGGUGCCUCGAAACCCUCACAGUCGUUCUCAUGGACUGCCAGGAUGUCGCCAAUCCCGCUGCCACGAUGAUCGCUGCAACGGGACCGGCUGAUAAAGCAACAGCACAGAGAAUAUCCGACGGCCAGAGCUUGGGAGCCACCAACCUCGGAGCCGCUUGCGAGCUUCUGUUCUACAUCUCGGAUACUGCCGCGGUCGACGAGCUUGCAGUUGUGGGGCUGGAAGGUUUUGUUCCACAGCCCGAUUAUCUGCCUUACCUCAACCAACUGUGCUCCGCUCUUGCGGACGAGUUUGGUCAUGAUUUCAGCUCUGUCACGGAAGACACUGUGCCGAGUCUAGGAAGGUUUCUCAAGUUCUACACCCACCAGCAAUACCGGGAGAUGGUUGGAAGGGAGCGCUAUCGCCUCCUCACUGAGCGCUGA
Messenger RNA from Trichosporon asahii var. asahii CBS 2479, 1104 nucleotides. RefSeq lists its product as uncharacterized. NCBI's taxonomy places the organism in Eukaryota, Fungi, Basidiomycota, Tremellomycetes, Trichosporonales, Trichosporonaceae. The coding region runs from base 1 to 1104 and encodes 367 amino acids. The transcript has a single exon. The record is from RefSeq and is a predicted model, not a curated record. Gene Ontology annotation, molecular function: protein binding.